AUGUGUGAUCUGAAUACUGACAUCCUGGUGGACACCGGGUGUUCGUCCAUGACGCAUUCACACUACAACAUGAUAUCGGACAGCCCCUGUCUCCAUGGUGGGGUCUAUAACACCGCCGCACAAAAAUGUCGCUGUUACAAUGGCUACGUGGGAAAAUACUGUGAGAGGCUUAUGUACGACUGUUACGAUGGCCUUCAAUCUGGACAUUACGAUGGGCAGGAGAGUGGAUUUUAUAUCCACCCCAGUACCUCACCCUCGCCAUUCAGGGUGUUUUGCAGUAUGAAGUAUAAUGCAGGGCUUUAUAUAAUGAGUAAAGCGGCGUGGUACAGCCCUGAAGACUUCAACCGUGACUGGGAUGCGUACAAGGUCGGCUUCGGGAACCUGGAAUCUGGCGAAAACUUCUGGCUUGGCAAUGAGAAAGUAUACUUUGCUUCAAACAGUCGGAAUAUGACGUUAAAUAUCGAAAUACUCCACGGGGACAGCUUUAAUUUCAGACAACAUUACUACAAGGGAUUUAAGAUAUCUGACGAAGCGAGUGGCUACAAGGCUUCCUAUGUGAGUGCCUACACACACAGCGAUGUCUCUCAUGAACUCGGCAACUGCUUGGAGCACCAGGGAGAAAUGUUGUUCACCACCAUCGACCGCGACAACGACCUCAACGCCGGCGGAAACUGCGCACAAAUACAUCAGUCUGGCUGGUGGUACAACGACUGCGGCGGUUGUAACCCGACGGGGAAAGUGCAACCCCAGACCGAGUAUUACCAGAACUCGGAUCCGACUUAUGUGAAAGUACCCGUCGUAAACAACUAUGCGCCUCGAUUUGUAAAGGUAUCACUUGAGGUUUUCCCAUGAUCGUUGGGUAGCCGUGUAGAUAAAGCGUUCGCUCGUCACGGCGAAAGGACGAGUUCGAUUCCCGGCUUCGGUACUAUGUGUGAAGUUUAUUUGUGCUUUUUUACUGGGUGAUCGAUUGGUAGAUUUCUUUAAACAAAUAUUUGAUUAUAUUUUUAAAACAGUUCUACUUGUCAUAAAUAUGUGAGAUUUUGUGAAAUAGAUUUAACGUCGUUUGAUAUGGAAUGCUGUGAGGGACAUUCUCGGAAUCGCGUAUUAUCGCCAUGACGACCUUUGGAAGCAAGCUAAAUAUGCCCAAAGUGUGAACUUGCGAGAUUGCGAGAAUGUCCCUUAAAGUAUUCCACAGUUUAUCAGAGCUUUAUCGCGAUGUGUCAGCGUAUUGUGUGAGGGAAGCCCAAAGUGACGCAUGCGCAGCUUGUCGACUGCUGCUACUUUUCACUGAAUUCUAUGGGGUUCUAACAAAGAGAUCAUUUACAUACUAUUAUAUGCAGAUAUGUAGAAAUUCAUUAUGUUCCAAUGGACACAUAAAAUAUAUAAUGGUAGUCAUCACCUUGGUCAUGACAAAUACAUAGUGUACAGUACGAUUACCUUUUAUCGAUAGCCAUGUUAUUCCAUGUUCCUUUUUUAGUUAUAAUGUUUUUAAUUUUAACAGGUUCAAGUAAAGUAACCUGGGCAGUUUUAAUUAACAUUCAUAAGUUAAUGAAUCUUUUCCAAAUAACUUAUUUAAUAGAUUCAAAAUUCGCAGUAAAUAUGCAUGUUUUCAAAGUGAAUGGACUUAAAUGAAAAAGAAAAAUCAUUCUAUUAAUGGUUAUGUCUUGGCGUUCGACUGCAAAGUGCGGAGACGGAGCCACUGAUUCUGUUUGACAUUGGCAUGAUUAAAUGAGUUCUUUUCUACUCAAAUUUGCCUUGUUUUUCUUGUGUGUGGGGUGAACGGUGAAAUGUUCGUAUCACGUGCACAUCACGUCGACCCUGUUAAUGAAUGUGACUAUGUCCACCGACAUUGGGCUGGGUAAAGUUUGCAAACAUCAAAGAUGUCUUCGGUUCAUCCCUUAGGUUCUCUCGCUUGUUCUACUCACACAUGAUACAUCGAGUAAUGAUAGUUUUAGUCGUGGUCAUUAUUGGUACGACGCCAUCUAGAGAAGAAGACCAUCCCAUAAUCAGGAGAAUAGUUCUCAGAUCUCCUUGAUAACCUAUAUCCCUUUCUUUCUCAGGCGGUAUCAUGAAUGAGAGUUAUCAAGAUCAUAACGGCCAACCCUAUCAUUUCUGUGGGUGAGAUGAAAUGGGGUUUAACGUCGCGUCCAAGAUUAUUGCACUUAUACAGCGACGUGUCAUUUCCGUGAGCCAUUGUACCUCCACGCCGUCGAAGGAAUAUUAUGCUGCGAGGAUUUUCAACAGUUCCGAUUAGUUCUUUAUUCAUACAAGACUUCACCGCGAUUCGCUGUGCAGAGUUGCGUCCCUUGGGCACGCCAGAAACCUAUGAUUGUGGGUUCGAAUCCCGGUUCGCCCCGAUUAUGUUUCUAGGUUUGUCAGC
Molecule: messenger RNA, 2380 nt
Organism: Haliotis rufescens (red abalone)
Lineage: Eukaryota; Metazoa; Mollusca; Gastropoda; Lepetellida; Haliotidae
Product: fibrinogen-like protein 1
Exons: 4
Coding region: 1-852 (283 amino acids)
Source: RefSeq, a predicted model, not a curated record